Onthophagus taurus is the source of this 1589-nucleotide messenger RNA. It is a transcript of the gene spz4, whose product is annotated as Spaetzle domain-containing protein 4. Gene Ontology annotation, molecular function: growth factor activity; Toll binding. The record is from RefSeq and is a predicted model, not a curated record. Gene Ontology annotation, biological process: innate immune response; central nervous system formation. Lineage: Eukaryota; Metazoa; Arthropoda; Insecta; Coleoptera; Scarabaeidae. Gene Ontology annotation, cellular component: extracellular region.
UAAGAAUAAAUCGCGAUGUAAAAUCGUUUCGUGUCGGUGUGCGAAUUUAAUUUAAAUAAACUUAAUUAAUUAAUUAAUUUAUAAUGAACGGUUGUUGUAAAGUGAAAAGAAAAACCAUGGGGAUGGUUAUUUUAUUUCUAAUCGUUAUCUCAACAACGAACGUGUUAUGUUAUGGUGGUUAUGAUUCAUCGAUUCCCUCGUCACAAGAAGCAUGUGGGAGAAGAUAUAAAUCAUCAAGAAUGUUAAAACCCCCUUGUGAUUUAUCGGUAGAAUCAUUUUGCACGAAAGCAGGCACAACAUAUCCUUGGAACGCCGUUAGACAUUUCGUGCGUGAAAAUCAAGGCUUAAUGAAACGAAUGUACGGCGAUCAAUUGCAAAGAUCAGUAAUUGAGGCUGAAUUACUUUCGAAUGAUAUCCUAGAAAGUUAUCAAGAUGACAACAACAACAACAACAACGAAGAUUUAUAUUUCAACGGAGAUUUUAAAAGCCGAUACUCAAAAAGCUUAGAUUUAGAUAAUGAGUUACUUCAAGAUUCGUUAAAAUCGAUGAUGCAUGGUGAAGAGGCAAAGAAGAACGAUGAUGUUAUGAAUACUAAAUUUGUUUUUCCCGAGAUGAGUGUUAAAUAUGGCGAUUUAAUGAAUAAAACUAAUAAUAAUAAUAAUAACAAAACGGCGACUACGACCAUGUCGACAACGGAAAAUCUUAAUUUAAAACGAACGACCGAUGAAGAAACCUCAAAAAUUUCAAUAACCGACAGCUACAACGCCACUUAUUAUUUUUAUGAAGUCGAAGAUGUUCAAAAUAACACCGAAAACAGUACGGAAAGAACCACGAGUACCAUAACGACCGAAACUGAAAGCACCAUAACGUUUGAAGAAACAACAACGGAACAACCCGAAAAGCGAAAAGCCAGCACUAGUACCAUGUUGUUUCAAGAUACAAAUCAAAAGAAAAUUAACUCAUUUAAAGGACAAGGAAUAAAUGCUUGUCCGGUUAAACAAGAAGUUGUGGCUCCGUAUUGGGCGAAUAACACUCGGGGUGAAGUUUUGGCGUUAAUCAAUAUUUAUCCGUUUGAACAAUACAUUCAUUGCGAGAUGUGUACAUUUCAACAUAAACAAAUGUAUUGUCGGGAAGGCUGUCGGUGCGAACAACAAUAUAGGAUCCACCGAUUAUUAGCCUAUGACCCCAAUAAUGAAUGUCGCGGGGUUUUCGCCGAUUGGUUUAAAUUCCCAUCGUGUUGUAUUUGCAAGUGUUAUUUUUUCAACGAGGGUAGAGUGACGGCGAGGAGUCCAAGAAGUCGAGAUACCGAGAAAUACGUUCCGAAUUGGUUUAAGAAAAAAUCUAAAGAGUAUUUUAAUAAUUGAAGGAUCGAAGAAAGAAGUGGGAUAAUCUAAUAGUUGUUAGUGUAAAUUUGUAAGAUUUAUUUUUUUGUGGAAGGAUUUUUUUUAGAUAUUGAAGGCUCGUGUUUUUUUUUCUUACAAAUAAAAUGGUAUUUAAAUAAAAAUGAAAGACAUUUUAGAGUGAUUUAUAUCUCUUGUUUAAUUAAAAAAAAAAAUAAAUAAUAAAAAUAUAAAGACUUUUAUGUAAUU